AAACAAGUAAACAAAAAAAAAGCAGGAUCUUCGAAUUUACACAUUAUAGUCAAAAUAGACAUUAAAUUCUGGAACUCAUACAUAUGAUUUUAUAUUUGAAUUAUACCCAUAAUGGAAAUAGUAAAUGCCAACUCUGCAUCACUGAGCAAUCUUGAAGUUUUCAAGCACCUUCAGAAAAUCAAGGACAGCAAAAGGAAACACAGGGGUCAGCUUGCUACAAUAACUUAUGAGACAAUUCGUUAUUUGGAAAAUACUCCUUGUGCUGAUGAAACUAAUGAGAGUGUGAAGGAAUGCUUGAAAGCAUUAGCACCAUUCAAUCUCAAUAAGACUGAAAUGUUGAUGAUGAUAAAUUCUCCUCCAAUAACAGCAUUGGAGAUCCAACUGAUGGUGGAAGAAAGUGAAGAAAGACUUACAGAAGAACAAGUUCAAGAAAUCCUAGAGAUAAUUGUGAGAUACUUCCCCUAUGUUGUUAUGAAGGAGGCUGAUGAAGAAGACAAUGAAUCCCAAGAAUGAAACCUGAUUAUGUGAGAUAGGUAGUUGGUAAAGGAUAUUCUACUGUGAUUAUUCAAAAUAAGCAGCAUUCCAUAU
Messenger RNA from Phaedon cochleariae (mustard beetle), 588 nucleotides. The record is from the annotation of a GenBank genome assembly. NCBI's taxonomy places the organism in Eukaryota, Metazoa, Arthropoda, Insecta, Coleoptera, Chrysomelidae.